This is a messenger RNA of Sinocyclocheilus grahami, 1714 nucleotides long. Its product is annotated as protein dpy-30 homolog. Bases 90 to 413 code for a protein of 107 amino acids. NCBI's taxonomy places the organism in Eukaryota, Metazoa, Chordata, Actinopteri, Cypriniformes, Cyprinidae. The transcript is spliced from 5 exons. The record is from RefSeq and is a predicted model, not a curated record. Gene Ontology annotation, cellular component: Set1C/COMPASS complex.
CCCGCCCUUUUUAGAACCUACGCUCGCGUCAUUCAAGCACGUGCUGUGCGCAUGCGCAGCGUCAACUGCGUAGAAACCAACAACAAACUAUGGCGGACGAACACCCUGAUGCCGAGCAGAGCAUGGAGGGACACACUGCUGUGAGUAACGUCCCAGCAAAUCCUCAUGCAGAAUAUGGCCUCACUGAAAACAUCCAGAGAAUAGUGGAGAAUGAGAAAACAAGCGCUGAAAAAGUCACCAAACAGAAGGUGGACCCUCAGACCCUUCCUACACGAGCGUAUCUGGAUCAGACCGUGGUUCCUAUCCUCCUGCAGGGCUUGUCAGUUCUGGCCAAGGAAAGGCCUCCAAAUCCCAUAGAGUUUUUAGCAGCAUUCUUACUGAAGAACAAGUCCCAGUUUGAGGAACGAAAUUAAAGACACCGUGUGCGGUGGAAGAUUUAGGAUUACAGUUUUAUGUUUUGUGUGUUUUUUUGUGAAUUUAAAUGUAAUGGUGUCUCUCUUCAAACUGUUUGUUUGCCAACAUUAAUGUAGUUUUCUAAGCUCUAAUAAAAUGUUCAAGCAGCCAUAUAUGUUUCACUGGUGUGGAUUUUCUUUAUUUGGUAAUUAAUAAGGCAGCUAAAAUUGACACUAAAUUGGCUUGGCAUGUACAAAAAUCCAGCUCACGAACAAUCCUUCAUUCCCAUUUAUUUGCUUGAUAUUUUAAUAUUACACGACACCUAGCAUUGUGCAUGACAAUAACAAACAAAACCGAGAGAGGAAAACAAUUCUUUUUAACUGUGAACAUAUAAAAACAAUUAAAAUUUUAAUCUGUAGUAAAUAUAAUUUCUUUCUUCAGUAUAAAGAUUAAACGCUCUCAGCAUAUGCAAAAUACUCCUAAACCGCUCAAAGCACAUCCGUUUCUCAAGCAGCCGUAAUCACCAUGUCCAUGAAAGGUCUCUAUUCAUAAAGUAGUAUAAAAACAUGUGAUAGCAAUGGUUUGUUUCCAUUCCGGUAACGGCUGAUAAAAAAGGAACACAUUUAUAAAGCCGAGAGCCGAUCAUCUUACAGAGAAUGAUUCUCAGCGCUAUAUACGACCAACACGUUUUCAAUUAGCUUGAGAAAAUUCAUAGUAAGAUUAUAGAUGCCUUUUUAGAUUGAAUAUGAUGUGGAAAAACAUGAAUACAUUGGUAUUGACCUGAAACUCUGUAAACUAGAGUAAAAGAAUUCAGUUUCUGUCCUUGUAUCUCUGCAAUGUAUUGUACCUCCAGUGCACUAGUUCUCGGCUGCAAUUUCAGUGGCACAGAAAAACCACAACGCAAGGCACCAACAACUUCUAAGAGCUGGCAUACCUGAUAUGGGUCUAGAAGAAAUCCUAGAUAAACGUUCCCAGUGUACUUAAUUUAAAAUUUGACAGUGCCUGUGACAUUGUCAGCAAACAGUUUGUAGACCAAAUGUAAACCAAAGACUUUGUCAAAUUCGUAAACUGAUACUUGCAAAUUUGCAUUUCAAUUAAAAUCUCCAAACACAAAAAUUACAUCAGUGACCAGGAUUUUGGCAUGUCGUUCCAGGACUAGGGCUGGGCGAUACAGCUUAGGAAAUAUUAAAUAUAUCAUCAAUUUUUUUAUUAUAUUUUACAGCCAUUUGACAUUAUUCGUUUUAUAUCUUGGUGUUUAUGUAUUUGGGUAACACUUUACAAUACGAUUUGUUAGCAUUAGUUAACAUGAACUAAAAAUGAA